AAAGGCUGCACCUCCAGGACCGGGUACGGCACCUUCGUAGACUCGUAGCAUCUACUUUGGCAAACAAGGAGCGCAUGAUUGUAACGGACUACAUCAAGGAUGUAGUUUGUACCUUCUCCUAUGGAGGAGGAGAGCUUAACCAUAAGAUCUCGUUCUUGGUUAGCGACGACUUGCCAUUCGAUAUGCUGUUAGGCAUGUACUACCUCGAAAUUGCUAAGCCCGAGUUCGACUGGGAUAAGAAGGUGCUCAAACACAAGUUGCCCGAUGGCCGAACUGUCAGAUUGAUCAAGGCCAGUGGUAUUAUAGAUACCUAUGGCUGCUUGUGCGCAUCUGCGUUCUACACCUAUUACAAGCAAAACGAAGAGGAGGGUAUGUACCUUGUUUAUGUCUCUGAGAAGGGGGAGGCCGUUAAAACAACCCCAGAGAUAGAACGCGCCAUUGCUAAGUUCCCUGAUCUGUUCGAGGAGCCCACAGGAGUUGUUGAWAGGGAAGUCGUCCACGCUAUAGAAAUCAUUCCAGGGAGAUUGAGUGUUUCCAUGGAUUUCAUGGACACUCUUGUGACCAGCAAGAGUGGUAAGAGGCACAUUUUCGUCAUCAUUGACCGAUUCACCAAGUACGCUAGACUAAUACCAAUGCUAGAGACAGCCAGGACAGAACACGUCAUCAAGUUGUUCAAGGACAAUUGGGUAAGGGACUUUGGUUUACCAAAGACCAUCAUUAGUGACCGAGACGUCCGAUUUACAAGUGAGUUGUCGAAGAAGACUGCGGAACAGAUGGGCAGUUAACUUCAGACGACUUCAGGGAAUCAUCCCGAAGCCAACGGACAGGCCGAACAAAUGAAUACAGCACUUGCUG
Molecule: messenger RNA, 855 nt
Organism: Chara braunii
Lineage: Eukaryota; Viridiplantae; Streptophyta; Charophyceae; Charales; Characeae
Source: the annotation of a GenBank genome assembly